GUUUGUAAUUAGUUGUCUCCCUCUUCACGGAUCCUGAGACAGAACCUCAAGGAGAGGAAUAUUAGCUGCGUACAAAACCUGGGUUCAACUCAACAUCCACCAAAGAACACGGACGACCUUUGAUUUGGAAGAAGUGUCGCGUGACUCUUCCUGCACGUGGGAUUUUUUUUUAAAAUGCGUUAGCCUUUAUUUUACGUCUAUGCAUCCUGGGAGCUGCAGCUAAACGCUGGAGCAAAACAAAGACCUCCUGAACACUUUUCAGCUGUUGGGGGCAUCCUCAGAAGCUCAACCCAUUCAUGGAGAAGACACUGACAAUAGGUCUGACCCUUUUCUUAACACUCUGUGUGGACAUACCAGGAGCGGGAGGACAGAAGGCCGGGGCUCGUGGCGAUGACACUCAGAAAGCUUCAUCGCGACCUUCAGAUCCAAAAGGAGGCCGUUGCUCCUACACUUUCAUUGUCCCGCAACAAAAACUGACUGGUGCGCUGUGUUUGAAGACGCAGUCUGCGUCCGCCAACCGGUCGGAGGUGGCGGCGCUGCGAGCGGAGCUCCGACGGCAGCAGCAGCAGCUGCAGGAGCUCCACGGCCAGCUGGAGCAGGAGGGCGCCCUCGCCAUGGAGGUGAGAGGACUGCGCAAAGAGAGUAACAGCAUGAAUUCUCGCAUUGCCCAGCUCUACGCCCAGCUGCUACAUGAAGUCAUUCAAAAGAGAGACCGAGCUUUGGAGCAGCAGAGGGUGGAGAGUGUCCUGUUAAAUGCUACAACACAGGCGCUGCAGGUUUCCAGUAACUACAGGGAGCUGGAGAAGAAAUAUGCAGCCCUCACCUCCAUGUUGAGCUCCCAAAACCAGUUUAUAGCUCGUCUGGAGAAGCAGUGCCACUGCAGGGGAUCCCCGCAGGCCUCUCUGGUGGCGACUGAACCGCCAAAAAGCCAGUCUAUCGUGCACCCUAAUCACAGCUCCGACGCCAGCAAAAUGGCCAACGAUGUUCAAAGGGACCAAAGUGCUCUUCCUCUACCGCAGGAAAAAGCGGUUGCGUCCCUCCCCGCCAGCACAGCCCACUCUCCUACGGACCCUCCAUUCAGUAGUUUCCCUGUCACGAAGACUCCAGGGCCGUGGCGCGACUGCCAGCAUGUGCUGGAAUCCGGUGAGACCACCAGCGGGAUCUACCUGCUCCGUCCACAGAGCGCCAACCGCCUCCUGCAGGCCUGGUGUGAGCAGAGUCGGGCUGAGGGAGGGUGGACGGUGAUCCAAAGGAGACAGGAUGGGUCGGUCAACUUCUUCAGAACGUGGGAGCAAUAUAAGCAAGGCUUUGGAAACCUAGACGGAGAGUAUUGGCUCGGCCUGGAACACCUUUACUGGCUGACCAAACAGGCCCAAUAUAAGCUGCGAGUGGCUCUGGAAGACUGGCAGGGCCGGCAGGUGUUUGCCGAGUACGACAGCUUCCACCUCGAACCAGAGAGCGAUUGGUACAGACUGCGUUUAGGACAGUACCACGGCAGUGCAGGGGAUUCGCUCUCAUGGCACAACAAUAAGGCCUUCACGACACUGGAUCGAGACAAGGACGGCUACACGGGUAACUGCGCUCACUACCAAAAGGGAGGCUGGUGGUACCAUAUGUGCGCCCACUCCAAUCUGAACGGUGUGUGGUAUCGGGGGGGACAUUAUCGCAGCCGCUACCAGGACGGGGUCUACUGGGCCGAGUUCCACGGAGGGUCCUACUCUCUCAAACGUGUUUCCAUGAUGAUCAAACCCACAUGACAGUAGUGUCGUGGAUAUAUGAUGCAGGCAGCUGUAGAUGGCUCUAAAUCAGCGGUUCCCAAACCAUUUAGGCCACGCACCCCCUUCUACAUCCCAACUGGGUUCAUGCACCCCCAACCGCCCACACUUAAAAAGAAAAAGUCUAUUUAUAGCUGCAUUAAAAUUGGACCAAUGACCGAACAGUUUGCUCACGCGUGACGUUUGUUUGCAAUAUUUAGUCUGCUGUUAAAUGUUUGUACAGUGCUGAGCCAGUUGUAAUGAACACUUGUUGUUUACAGAUCAGUCAGUGAUGUGUUCAGAUGGUAAAUAAUUGGACAUUGACUCUCUGCUCUGUGUUGACAUACCUGUCUUGUUCUGCAAUUUCCUGCCAGAAUUUCAUAUUUCAUUAUAUUCAAUGUGUUAUGUACUUUUAAAUAAAACGAUGGCCAAUUUCUGAA
Gasterosteus aculeatus aculeatus (three-spined stickleback) is the source of this 2194-nucleotide messenger RNA. RefSeq names its product angiopoietin-like 6 (gene angptl6). Gene Ontology annotation, cellular component: fibrinogen complex. Gene Ontology annotation, molecular function: protein-macromolecule adaptor activity; extracellular matrix structural constituent. Gene Ontology annotation, biological process: positive regulation of heterotypic cell-cell adhesion; blood coagulation; platelet aggregation. The record is from RefSeq and is a predicted model, not a curated record. NCBI's taxonomy places the organism in Eukaryota, Metazoa, Chordata, Actinopteri, Perciformes, Gasterosteidae.